Protomyces lactucae-debilis is the source of this 699-nucleotide messenger RNA. Its product is annotated as DNA glycosylase. The annotation marks the transcript as partial. Gene Ontology annotation, molecular function: catalytic activity. Lineage: Eukaryota; Fungi; Ascomycota; Taphrinomycetes; Taphrinales; Protomycetaceae. Gene Ontology annotation, biological process: base-excision repair. The record is from RefSeq and is a predicted model, not a curated record. The transcript has a single exon.
GCAGCAAAACUCAAAAAGCUCGACUCGUACGUGAUCUCACCGUACCCAGACUACAAGCGGCCGACGCCCGAGGACUGCAAGCAAGUGGUUGAUCUUCUUUCUGAGCUCCAUGGCGAGAUUGAGAGAUCGGAGUCGAUUGGCAAAGAAGGGCGAGCGGCUAACUGCGGCGAGGUCCCUUCUGUUAUGGAUGCACUCGUUCGAACGGUGCUUUCGCAAAAUACGACCGGCACCAACUCGACCAAGGCAAUGCACAACCUGCAUGAUACUUUUGGAAAGAACAACUGGCAAGCGGUGGACGAGGCGUCCGUGGAAGAUGUUAUUGACGCAAUACGUGUGGCAGGACUUGCACCGACUAAAGCGGCUACCAUCAAAGACGUCGUGGCGACUGCCAAGAAGACGUAUGGGAAGUACAGUCUGGAUCACUUGCAUGAAGCAACGAAUGAGGAUGCGAUGCGGGAGAUGAUUUCAUUCAAGGGUGUUGGCCAAAAGACAGCCUCAUGUGUUUUGCUCUUUUGCAUGAAGCGCGACUCGUUUGCGGUGGACACGCAUGUCUUUCGUCUAGCCAAGAGUCUUGGCUGGGUGCCACAGCGGGCUGGCCGUGAAGAGACCUUUGGGCACCUGGAUAUUAUGAUUCCCGGCAAGUACAAGUACCCACUGCACUGCCUGUUGAUCACACAUGGCAGGAAGUGCGGUCGAUGC